AUGACAAGUCAGCCAACCAACCAACAAACCACCCAACCAACCAGACAGACAGCCAGCCAGCCAACCAGCCAACCACCCAACCAGCCACCCAGCCACCCAACCACCCAACCAGCCAACCACCCAACCAACCACCCACCCAACCAACCAGCCACCCAACCAACCAGCCAGCCACCCAACCAACCAGCCAACCAACCACCCACCCAACCAACCAGCCAACCACCCACCCACCCAACCAACCAGCCAGCCAUAAAAACCAUCCAGCCACCCAACCAACCAGCCACCCACCCAACCAGCCACCCAACCAGCCAACCACCCACCCACCCAACCAACCAGCCAGCCAGCCAACCACCCACCCAACCAACCAGCCAGCCAUAUAACCCAACCAACCACCCACACACCCACCCAACCAACCACCCAACCAACCAACCAGCUAGCCAGCCAACCAACCAACCAGCCAGUCACCCACCCACCGACCCAACCAGCCAGUCACCCACCCACCCAACCAACCAACCAACCAGCCAUAAAAACCAUCCAGCCACCCAACCAACCAGCCAGCCACCCAAACAACCAAUUAGCCAGCCACCCAACCAACCAACCAACCAGCCAGCCACCCAAACAACCAAUCAGCCAGCCACCCAAACAACCAAUCAGCCAGCCAGCCAACCACCCAACCAACCAUCCCAGACACCCACCCACCCAGUCAGCCAGUCACCCAACCAACCAUCCCAGCCACCCACCCAACCAACCAGCCACCCAACCAGCUAG
This is a messenger RNA of Rana temporaria (common frog), 765 nucleotides long. RefSeq names its product extensin-like. Lineage: Eukaryota; Metazoa; Chordata; Amphibia; Anura; Ranidae. Bases 1 to 765 code for a protein of 254 amino acids. The transcript has a single exon. The record is from RefSeq and is a predicted model, not a curated record.